Medicago truncatula (barrel medic) is the source of this 2193-nucleotide messenger RNA. RefSeq names its product guanine nucleotide-binding protein-like NSN1. The coding region runs from base 110 to 1909 and encodes 599 amino acids. Gene Ontology annotation, molecular function: GTP binding. NCBI's taxonomy places the organism in Eukaryota, Viridiplantae, Streptophyta, Magnoliopsida, Fabales, Fabaceae. The record is from RefSeq and is a predicted model, not a curated record. Gene Ontology annotation, cellular component: nucleolus. The transcript has 9 exons.
AGGUUAUUCAUCCACAACCUUAUAUAUAACCCCCAAAAAUCGUUAAACCCUAAAAACAACACUCUGUUGCCGCAACCCUUUCUCUCUUUCUAACACAACAAACCCUAAAAUGGUGAAGAGAAGCAAAAAGAGUAAGAGUAAGAGGGUUCCAUUGAAGAAAAAGUACAAAAUCCUAAAGAAAGUGAAAGAGCAUAACAAAAAGAAAACCAAAGAAGCUAAAAAGCUUCAAUUAAGUGGUAAGAAGAAGGUUGAGAAAGAUCCUGGUAUUCCAAAUGAUUGGCCUUUUAAGGAACAGGAAUUGAAAUUACUUGAAGCUCGUAGAGAACGUGCUCUUGCUGAAUUGGCAAAAAAGAAAGAUGAACGCAAAGAAAGGGCUCGUAAAAGGAAAGCGGGGCUGCCAGUGGAUGAUGAUAACUCCAAUUCAGUUGAAACGGCUUCUAUAGAAAAUACCGAAAGUGUUCCCACCGUUGCGAAGACUAAUAAAGAUAGUUCAGACAGGGCCUUUGCCGGUGAUUUGGAAGCGGUUAUUGCAACUUCUGAUGUCAUACUAGAGGUCCUUGAUGCCCGGGAUCCCUUGGGUACUCGUUGUGUUAACAUCGAAAAGAGGGUGAGGGAUUCAGGAACCUAUAAACGUCAUGUAUUGCUUUUGAAUAAAAUUGAUCUUGUCCCUCGAGAGUCAGUUGAGAAGUGGCUCAAGUACCUUCGAGAAGAAUUCCCUACUGUCGCUUUCAAGUGCAGUACACAACAGCAAAAAUCUAACCUAGGGAGAUCUAAAAAAAUCAAAACAAGUAAUACUUUGCAAUUAAGUGAUUGUCUCGGAGCUGAGACACUGCUCAAACUAUUGAAGAAUUAUGCAAGAAGCGACAAGCUCAAGACGUCAAUCACUGUUGGUUUGGUUGGACUGCCCAAUGUUGGUAAGAGUAGUCUUAUUAAUAGUUUAAUGAGAAGCCAUGCUGUCCAUGUCAGUGCUUCUGCUGGGUCGACAAGGUCAAAGCAAGAGAUUCGUUUGGACAAAAAUGUUAAGUUGCUGGAUUGCCCUGGUGUUGUCAUGCUGGACUCUCGAGAAAAUGAUGCUACUAUUGCAUUAAAAAAUUGCAAGAGAAUUGAGAAGUUAGCUGAUCCAGUUAGCCCAGUGAAAGAAAUUCUCAAGCUCUGUCCCGCUAGGGUGCUGAUAUCUCUUUACAAGAUUCCAAGUUUUGAUUCAGUUGAUGACUUCCUACAGAUUGUGGCUACUGUUAGAGGCAAGCUCAAGAAGGGUGGAAUAGUUGACAUUGACGCUGCUGCAAGAAUCGUUCUUCAUGACUGGAAUAUAGGUAAAAUUCCAUAUUAUACUAUGCCCCCAGUUAGGGAUCAAGGAGAACCUUCAGAGGCCAAGAUAGUUUCACAGUUUUCUAAAGAGUUUAACAUUGAUGAGGUCUACAAUAGUGAAACUUCAUUUAUUGGGAAUCUUAAACCUACUGUUGAGUUAGAUCAUGUUGAAGUUCCUUCAAGUUGCCCUCUCAUCUUUGAUGAGACAAUGUUAGAGGAUGACAAACCAGUUGAGUUGGCAAAACAAGAUGAAGGUCCUGAGAACGUUGAUGACAAUGAUGAGGAUGAAUCUAUGGAAUGUGGUAAAGAGGAUGUUAGCAAGGAAAAGGUUAAAAGUGCAUCUAGUAAACAAAAUGAGAAGUUAUAUACAGCGGAAGGUAUACUUAAUCCAAAAUUGAGGCGAGCAGAGAAGAAGAAAAAGAAGAAGGCUAACAAAGCCAGCUCAUCUGAUCCCAUGGAUGGUGAUUAUGACUUCAAAGUUGAUUACUUCAAAAAGGACACGAUGGAUGCUGACGGGAGUGAUGGUGGUGACGACAAUGAUGUUGAUGACGAACAAGUCAACACUGAGGCUCCCAUGUCUGGUGUUGAGGUUGAUGCAUGAUUUGAACUUCACAUUUGUUUUUCAAUAUCUUAAAUUAUUGCCUUAGUUGAUGCGGGUCUUCGUAUAUACAAUUUUGCCAAUACAGAAACUAAGUUUUGAAUAGGUAAGAAACGAGGCACCCCAAGACAAUUUUUUAUUUUUAUUUUAGAUAUUUUUGACUGAGUUCACUACUGUCCCUUCAACAAUUUGGAUUAAGCAUUGUAUUUAUUUGAAGCACGCACUCGUGUUUGUUAGUUCCGGGAAAUGCCAAAAAUGCUUUAAGGCUGAGCACAGUUUAACUUCAA